Trichogramma pretiosum is the source of this 1172-nucleotide messenger RNA. RefSeq names its product transcription initiation factor TFIID subunit 11 (gene Taf11). Gene Ontology annotation, molecular function: protein heterodimerization activity; transcription coactivator activity. Gene Ontology annotation, biological process: transcription initiation at RNA polymerase II promoter; RNA polymerase II preinitiation complex assembly. The record is from RefSeq and is a predicted model, not a curated record. Gene Ontology annotation, cellular component: transcription factor TFIID complex; nucleus. The transcript is spliced from 2 exons. NCBI's taxonomy places the organism in Eukaryota, Metazoa, Arthropoda, Insecta, Hymenoptera, Trichogrammatidae. Bases 252 to 908 code for a protein of 218 amino acids.
AGUGUAGAGUCUGCAGUAGAGAGAGCAGCAGACAGCCACACUGGCAAGCUAGAUGUCAGAAUUCGCGAUUGUAGCAAGGUUAUAUUUACCAACUGUGUGCGCGCUUCGGCAUUUCUAGCAUUUUUCAAUUGAUACAGUAAAGUAAUUGUUCAUUGUGAUUGUUUACAACGAGAGCCGGAGGUAUUCGAGCUUAUGCCAUAGAUUGCUUAUCUAUUGAUAACUUGACACGAGUAAAAAAAGUUAAAGAAAGUAUGGACAAGGAUAAUUCCGAUACGAUGGCAGAGACUAAGGUGGAGGAUAAGGUAGAGGAGAAGGACGAGAAGAUGGAUGAGAGUAAAGGUGAUGAGAGUGAAAAGAUGGAAUCGACAGAGGAUAAAAAAGAUGACGAGAAAGAGGAGGAAAAGCAGAAAAGCGACAAUUUCGAUGACGAGAUCAUGAUACCUCAUCAAAAGAAGAGUCAGGAUGAACCGGAGGAGAUUGCAGCAGCGUCGCUGCCGGAUCCACCGCCCAAGAGACUAUUGGAGCGCAGAGAGAGCUUGGAGAAGAAAAAUAAGCGAGAACUCGAGGAGGAGGAGAGAGAAAAGAUGCAAGUGCUGGUUUCUAAUUUCACAGAGGAUCAGUUGGACAGAUACGAAAUGUUCAGGAGAUCUGCCUUCCCCAAGGCAGCCAUAAAGCGCAUUAUGCAGACCAUAACUGGCUGCUCUGUCUCGCAGAACGUGGUCAUUGCCAUGUCCGGCAUAGCCAAGGUGUUUAUCGGUGAAAUAGUGGAGGAGGCAUUGAACAUCAUGGAAUCACAGGAUGAGACUGGUCCGCUUCAACCCAAGCAUUUGAGAGAAGCUGUACGAGUUCUUAGAGCAAAAGGAACUAUACCCCAUGCCAAAUGCGGCAAGACGUUUCAGAGAUUGUAAAAAAAGACUGAUGCUUUGCUUAUACGUAUUCCAAGUAAUAUCUUGUAUAGAAUAAGUUUGAAUGGGCAUCACUAAAUCUAUUUCUUUAAUUAAUGUAAGAAUUGAAAUGUGCAUCCUUACAGCAUGGCACAAAUAUUUGUAAAUAUCAGUAAGCGUAACGAUAAGUAACUAUUUUAUAUCAAAGAUGUUUAGGUACAUAUAAUUGUGAUAUAAAUAAAAGAUUUCUAUAUUAAUAAUAAACUAUUAUCUUCACUCGACAGAACA